GGCAUAUACUUUCUCCUAUAAAUGGUAACAUAUGCACUUUGCAUCACCCUGUUUUCUCACUGGACAGAACAUCUUGGAGAUCAUUCCACACUGGUACGCACAGGGCUGACUCACUCUUUUGAUUGAUGCAGAAUAUUUCACUGUAGGAAUGAAGCAUAUGUAAUGAACAGUCCACUACGAAUGGACCUUUAGGUUGUUUCCCGUAUUUUACUAUUCCAACAAUGCCACAAUGAAGAGCCUUUGGCAGACAGCAUUUUGCACAUGUGUGAAUACAUCUGUAAGAUAAACAUAAGCCUGUAGCACCUGGUAUUUCCAGGCAGUCUCCCAUAUACGCCCUAACCAGGCUUAGUUUCGAAGAUCAGAUGCAUUCAGGAUGGUACGGUUAAUUUUUUAAUGGAGAAUUAGUUGUAUUCUUAUGGCUUCUGGGUUUCACACACAUAGUAUAUCAGUUAUUGAUUGCUGCAUAAAGAAUUACUCCAAAAUUGAACGGCUGAGAGCAACAGCAGUAAGUGCAUUAUCAUCUCUUAUGGAUCCGGGGUUGACUGGGCUCUGGGCUCAGCCAGUGAUUAUCCUAAAGGCUCUUUCGUGCGGUUGUAGCUGUAGUCACAUAGGAGUUGGCCUGGAGUCAUCGGAAGGCUUCCUCACUCAUACCUCUGGUCAUUGACGGUGGCUGUCAGCUGGGCCCCCGGCUGUGCUGUUGGCCUGAACACCUACACAUGACCUCUCUGUGUGUCCUGGACUUCCUCACAGCCUGGAACCUGGGUUCCUACCCUGGGCCAACCCAAGAGACAGAAAAAGUGGGGGUUUCAGUCUCUUAAGGCCUGAGCCUGCGGAAACAGGACCCUGAGCGUGUAGAGAAACCAGGCGUCCCAUGAGGCCUUGGACAAGAUACUGCUCCCUCUCCCCCGGGGCCCUGAUUCCCCAGUGGCACGAGGCACACACCCCCUGCCACCCCCCCCACACAAGGACACUAUGUCCGGUCACUGUGACUGUCACUCCCCGAGCACGCGCAGUCACAGCCCAGCCGCAACCGCGCACUCCCGCAGGCGAAGCCACACCCGCCUGCGCACGUCGCGCGGCGUUUCUCCCGCCCACUGCAGCCUGGCCCCGCCCCGGCCCAGGUCCAUUCCAGGAUCAGAUUCCGUCCAGCCAGGUGUGAGUCGGCGGAUGAGACCGGUGCUGCUCAUGAAGGUGUUCGUCACCCGCAGGAUACCCCCCGAGGGCAGGGCCGCGCUCGCCCGGGCGGCAGACUGUGAGGUGGAGCAGUGGGACUCGGAUGAGCCCAUCCCCGUCAAGGAGCUGGAGCGAGGUGUGGCGGGGGCCCACGGCCUGCUCUGCCUCCUCUCCGACCUUGUGGACAAGAGGAUCCUGGAUGCUGCAGGGGCCAAUCUCAAAGUCAUCAGCACCCUGUCCGUGGGCGUCGACCACUUGGCUUUGGAUGAAAUCAAGAAGCGUGGGAUCCGAGUUGGCUAUACCCCAGAUGUCCUGACAGAUACCACCGCCGAACUUGCAGUCUCCCUGCUACUUACCACUUGCCGCCGGUUGCCGGAGGCCAUCGAAGAAGUGAAGAAUGGUGGCUGGACCUCGUGGAAGCCCCUCUGGCUGUGUGGCUAUGGACUCACGCAGAGCACUGUCGGCAUCGUCGGGCUGGGGCGCAUAGGCCAGGCCAUUGCUCGGCGUCUGAAACCAUUUGGCGUCCAGAGAUUUCUAUACACGGGGCGCCAGCCCAGGCCUGAGGAAGCAGCGGAAUUCCAGGCAGAGUUUGUGUCUACCCCUGAGCUGGCUGCCCAGUCUGAUUUCAUCGUUGUGGCCUGCUCCUUAACGCCUGCAACCAAGGGACUCUGCAACAAGGACUUCUUCCAGAAGAUGAAGGAAACAGCUGUGUUCGUCAACAUCAGCAGGGGCGACGUUGUAAACCAGGACGACCUGUACCAGGCCUUGGCCAGUGGUCAGAUUGCAGCUGCUGGACUGGAUGUGACGACCCCAGAACCACUGCCUACAAACCACCCUCUCCUGACCCUGAAGAACUGUGUGAUCCUGCCCCACAUUGGCAGUGCCACCCACAGAACCCGCAACACCAUGUCCAUGUUGGCAGCUAAUAACCUGUUGGCUGGCCUGAGAGGGGAGCCGAUGCCCAGUGAACUCAUGCUGUAGCCAAACAGUAGAGAUGGAGGGCCGGGAAGCAAACCGUACCCCGGUAUUCUGUCAGACGCACCCAGGCUUGAUUUGGAUCCACAGGCACAGCCAAGGGAAAGUCUGAUUCUCUGAGGAAAGAGUGAUUCUGAUAGAUGUACUUGUCACAUUGGUGGCUGGACACACUUGAGCCAAAAGUGUGUAAUUCUAUUAUUAAAUAAUUCUCUGAGAGAC
Molecule: messenger RNA, 2367 nt
Organism: Rhinopithecus roxellana (golden snub-nosed monkey)
Lineage: Eukaryota; Metazoa; Chordata; Mammalia; Primates; Cercopithecidae
Gene: GRHPR
Product: glyoxylate and hydroxypyruvate reductase
Exons: 10
Coding region: 973-2154 (393 amino acids)
Cellular component (GO): cytosol
Molecular function (GO): hydroxypyruvate reductase (NADH) activity; NAD binding; glyoxylate reductase (NADPH) activity
Source: RefSeq, a predicted model, not a curated record